Molecule: messenger RNA, 777 nt
Organism: Myxocyprinus asiaticus (Chinese sucker)
Lineage: Eukaryota; Metazoa; Chordata; Actinopteri; Cypriniformes; Catostomidae
Product: T cell receptor alpha chain MC.7.G5-like
Exons: 4
Coding region: 46-777 (243 amino acids)
Source: RefSeq, a predicted model, not a curated record
UUCAGAGAUAGUUCAACUUAAUUUCUCAUUAGUUCCUUGUCAGACAUGAUAGUACCAUUUAGUCUGUGGCUUAUUUCUCUCCUAACAGGUGAUGUCUCUAGUGAGGGAAUAGCACCAAUCUCUCCUAAUGAAUUUGUCUCAGAAGGUGACUCAAUCACCCUGUCCUGCAGUUACAAAGGAUCAGCCACUACAGAUACUCUCCUGUGGUAUCGUCAGUACCCAAAAAGAUCCAGACCACAGUUCCUGUAUCUGGUUAAUGAAGCUAAAUUUGAGCAACCAGCUGAUCCUCCAAUUCCUGGAAUAUCUACUAAAAUAAAUGAGGAGAAAAAUCAAAUAGAUCUGGAGAUUUCAACCACUGCAUUAACUGAUUCUGCUUUGUACUACUGUGCUCUGAUGCCCACAGUGUCAUAUGGGAACAUCCUAGCAAACACAAUAAUUUCCCAUGGCUCAGAAAAACAAGUUUUAGAAGGUGACAGCGUAACACUGACAUGCAACUACAGCGCAGAUCCUGGAAGUACUUUCCAGUGGUACCGUAAAUAUUCCAGAUCUGCACCAGAGUUCCUCCUUUACAUCUAUGAAAGUGGGAUGAAGAGUGAAGACAUACCACCACAUUUAACACCAAGAAUUAAUAAAGACACCAAACAGAUCGAUUUGGAGAUCUCUUCUGCUGCAGUAACAGACUCUGCUCUGUAUUACUGUGCCCUGAAGCCCACAGUGACAGGAAACCCAACAACACUAUACAAAAACUUGAAACAGAGGAAUUUAUUUUACAUUUAA